Messenger RNA from Podarcis raffonei (Aeolian wall lizard), 2072 nucleotides. Its product is annotated as transmembrane ascorbate-dependent reductase CYB561. Gene Ontology annotation, molecular function: oxidoreductase activity. The transcript has 6 exons. Gene Ontology annotation, cellular component: lysosomal membrane. NCBI's taxonomy places the organism in Eukaryota, Metazoa, Chordata, Lepidosauria, Squamata, Lacertidae. The record is from RefSeq and is a predicted model, not a curated record. Bases 174 to 938 code for a protein of 254 amino acids.
GGGAGGUCCAGGCUCUGCCCGGAGGAGGAGGAGGAGGAGGAAACGGGAGCCUCGUCUCUCCGCUGCGCAAGGAGCUCCGGAGCGGCCGGCAGACGCGCCUUGGGGGCUCCGGACGCGGAGCAGAGAUCGCAGGAGCAGCAGCAGCAGCAGCCCCGGGCUCUGCUGAGCAGAGCAUGGAGGAUUCUCCGGCCAGGAGCGCCAGUCCAUCUGGCCUCACCUACGCCGUGGCUGCUUCCCAGGUGGUGGGCCUGGCUGUGAUCACCCUGACGGGGGCCUGGAUGGGCCAAUACCGAGGCGGCAUUGCCUGGGAUGGAUCCAAGCUGCAGUUCAAUGCCCACCCCCUGUGCAUGGUCAUUGGGAUGGUCUUCCUCCAAGGAGACGCCCUCCUGGUAUAUCGGGUCUUCCGGCAUGAGAGCAAGCGCUCUACCAAAAUCCUCCACGGGCUGCUCCACGCCCUGGCACUGGUCAUUGCACUGGUUGGUCUGAUCGCCGUGUUCCAAUUCCACAAGAAGCAGAGCAUCCCGGACAUGUACAGCCUGCACAGCUGGUGCGGCAUCCUGGCCUUUGGCUUCUACUUUGUGCAGUGGCUGCUGGGCUGGAGCUUCUUCCUCUUCCCUGGAGCCUCCUUUUCGCUGCGCAGCAGAUACAAACCACAGCAUGUCUUCUUUGGGGCUGCCCUCCUCAUCCUUUCCGUCGCCACUGCCCUGCUGGGGGUCCUGGAGGUGCUGCUCUUCAACAUCAAGGAGACCUACAGCUCCUUUGCCCCGGAGGGAGUCCUUGCCAACACCUUGGGCCUCCUGCUGGUGGCUUUUGGGGCCAUUGUGGGCUACAUCUUGACACGGGAGGAGUGGCAAAGGCCCCCCUUGGCUGAGGAGAUGGCCCUGUCCAUGGAUUUCAAGACCCUCACAGAAGAGGGCAGCCCAACAUGCCCCCAAUGAUGCCUGCCAUCGCCGCCUGCCUGUGUCUCCAUGUGGUGUCUCUCACUUGUCGUGCAACAUGGUGGCUGCCACCUUUCCUGCUGGGCCACGUGUCAGCAAGCCCUCUCCAGAGGACUCUUUGCUAUCCCUUUUCCUUCAGUGGCCAUUGCAAGGGUCUCGUUCAGAGCAGGGGUCUCCUGCCCCUGCUCUGCUCACAGGGGGUCAGUGCCUUGGUCACUCCUGUGAUCUGGGGUGUUGUGCCACAUUCCCUGUGAAGAAGGGAUUUAACAGGGACUUCCAGUUUCUGCUCUGGAAGCGGCUCCUCUCUUCCUCCUUUGUGUUCAUUAAUGGCGGCAGGACAAGGAGUCCCCUGGGGCCAUUCCCAGAAGGGGGGCUGACAGCACUCACAAAAAGGGUUCAGGGGUGUUGGGAGGGCAGCUGCAGAUUCUGUGCAGCUGGAGGCUGUGACUUCUUGCAGAGCUGCAUCAGUAAAAAACAAAAUUCUGAAGGCUUUAGACAUACACACCUUCCUUCAAUUAAUUGUCCAAAAGAUUUAAGUAAGCAUGAAUAUUUGUAGAGUUUCUCCUGUUUACACAGUGAUUAUCAGGCAUAACAACUGGGAGGCUGAGGCAAGAAUGUUGCUUGUGCAAUUCUGUCUCCUCUUUCUCUACCAGCAGAUAUUUGAUUGAAAUGUUUGUUUUUUCCAACUCCAGAAAGCCCUAAAGUUGACAGUCUCUCACUUAUCCUGUUUUCUGGGGUUUGGAUUCAGGCAUUUCCUCUGAUGCAAACUGCUCUGGGAGAUCUCUGUGGGACCUGGAUGUUUAAUCUCUCCUAAUGGCUCAACUAUAUAAAAAAGAUUAUACAAUACUGCAGGUUUGCAAAAUCUUUGUAAGAAAAAGGUGGGACAUUAUCCUAUGGAAGUAUUUGAAUUGAAUGCAUCAGGUGUAAUAGGGGGUUGUGUAAGAAUUACUUAGCUAAGGAUGAGGAACACUAUGAGUACUCAAUAGGCACUAUGACAAUACUGAUCUUAAGUGUGAAAUUAUUUAUUUUCCUGGGGACUCCUUGCCUUAAUACAAAUACACUCUCUUGUGUACUGACCAGUAUAUAUUGUGUUUGGUGGUUGAGAUGAACUUCAAUAAAUAUUUGCAGCAAGUU